Molecule: messenger RNA, 752 nt
Organism: Melampsora larici-populina 98AG31
Lineage: Eukaryota; Fungi; Basidiomycota; Pucciniomycetes; Pucciniales; Melampsoraceae
Exons: 1
Coding region: 34-540 (168 amino acids)
Source: RefSeq, a predicted model, not a curated record
UCUGAUCCGAUCGUCGAUGACGAUGACGAUGAUAUGAUGUAUGGUGAACUUAAUCGGCCUCUGAACAAAUUCUCAUCGAUGAAACGACCUCAACAUAAUAACGAUACCCCAACUACACUAAAAAAGCAAAGAACUCGACCAGUUGUAGUACGUGAACCGUUACAGAAGAGUAACAUGGUAGAUGAGAUGAGUCCAGCUUUAGCAAGGGUUGCGUCAGGAAUGAGAGAAAGAUUUACGUUUCGUGGUCAUAGUUCACCUAUGAAUCGGACACCACGGAACCUUUCAUCUACCUUUAGAAAGAGUAGUAUCACACCUAAAACACCUCAUAUGGAAUCUACUGAUAUGGAUGAAGAUGGGGAUGAGACUCCUCAAAGUGUACCUAUGAUUCAGAGAAGACAUACUGAUGGAAUCUCUCGACAUUCUAAAGGGCUUGAUCGCAAUGAUAAUGAACAUCAAGGAAGAAAUUUGGUGGAUCAAACUUCGAGUCCUAAACUAGCUGCAUUUCUUUUCAAAGGUGGGACCGCUUCACGAAGGAGCUAAGUUUUAAAACUGCUGAUAAUGGACAUGUUAAUAUUUGUGGUAGAUAUCUGUCUGUUUAUUUUUGUUUUGUUUUUCAAAUUUUUGGAAGAGGAUUUUUAUAAUUUUUCAAAUUGUAGAUAAGUCUGUUUAUGAUGAAUUGUUAUAAUCGCUUUUGUAUGGGCUCUGUUUUUAUAGAUUUUCAAAAAAGGAACAUUAUCAUUUUUGGAUUCAUC